Molecule: messenger RNA, 538 nt
Organism: Nycticebus coucang (slow loris)
Lineage: Eukaryota; Metazoa; Chordata; Mammalia; Primates; Lorisidae
Gene: C21H20orf144
Product: chromosome 21 C20orf144 homolog
Exons: 2
Coding region: 38-538 (166 amino acids)
Source: RefSeq, a predicted model, not a curated record
GCAUGGGCUGCGGCCCCCAGUGGUGACCAGCCCUGCCAUGGGAAACAACAGUUCCCACAAAAGGACCAAAGCACCCAAGCAGGCCCGCAAGGAGCGGCCACCUGACAUGGACAAGGCCCGACGUAAACAGUUCUUCAGCCACGUCAAGCGGAAGAAGCCAAAUGCCAAGAUCGUGCUGCUUUUCCCCCUGGACAAGCGGCAGGAGGUGGCCGAAGCUGGGCGGCCGAGUGAGGACGCGUCGGGCGCCCCGGCGGUCUCUCCGGAGGCGCCCAUGCUGCGAGGAGCGGGCGACGGCGCGGAGCGGCGCGAGGGCGCGCGCGGGAGAGAGAUGAAGAAGAUCCUGGUCCUGCUGCUGCUGCUAGACGCGCGGCUGCAGGAGGAGGGGCGGCGGGCGGGCGGCGGGCCCGGGGGCGCCGGCGGGAACAAGGCGGCGCAGGGCUGGCCGCGGCUGUACGCGCGCCUGCUGAGCGACAGCGAGGCCGACGCCGCCGAGGAGCAGCCGCGCAAGCGGCGCCGCUGCCCUCGCCCGCGGCCCUGA